AUGUCUGCACCCGGCCCUGAAGAACCGUCUUUCCAUCCUGUUGCGCGUGCGCCGGCGCCAUGGAAACUCACGGCGGAAGUGUAUAUGCUGUUUCAUGUGUUGAAGGGGUUGCCUGGGGGUGUGCAUGGUGAGCUUGAGGGGAAGGAGGGCCCCUACGACGAACUCCUCCUCGUCCCCGGAAACUUCACCGUCCCACAACCAACAACCACCCCAUCCGGCCAGCCACACAUCAAAAUCCCCAAAAAAGCCCAGCGUAUAUCCCGCAUCUACGUCUCCCAACGCACAACAACCUACAACGGGCGCCUAAAUUGGAACAUUCCCAAACAGCUCGCCCGCUUCUCUUUCUCCGCACCGCCUACUGCCCCCGGCGCCUCACCCCCAUCCACUCUCACUGUGCAAGUCUUCCCGCCUGGCACCAAAGAAGGAGAUGGCGGCGCACCCUUCUUUGCCUGUACUCUCAAACCCUGGCAAUGGGUUCCGUCAAUGCCGUUGAACACGAAAUACCUCCCUCUCAGCAUGGCUGCCGCGCAACCUCCCCUGCCAUCUGCGCCGGGUCACGAGAAAGCGGUUAAAGAAGUGCAAGAAGGACUACAGGUAGACGACUACGACACAGACAUUAAGAAGAUGGACGCGGUGCUAGUAGGAACACAGAAGUGGCGGGCGUUUGAUAUUGCAGCGGUCACGCCGAGGGCGCGGGGGUGCUGGGUUGAGGUGCAUGAGAAGAAGGAGAGUGAGGUGGAGCAGGAGGGUGAGAAGAAUUGGUGGCCGAGGGGACUGGGUGCGUGGAGUGUGGGGGCUUGGAUGGAGGAUGUGGAUUGGAAGUUGGGGGAGGUGGUGGAGUGGACGGUGUAG
This is a messenger RNA of Alternaria triticimaculans, 852 nucleotides long. RefSeq lists its product as uncharacterized. Lineage: Eukaryota; Fungi; Ascomycota; Dothideomycetes; Pleosporales; Pleosporaceae. The transcript has 2 exons. The coding region runs from base 1 to 852 and encodes 283 amino acids. The record is from RefSeq and is a predicted model, not a curated record.